GUUCCAUAGGCCAGCUCUUGAUUUCUUCAACAUAAGAAGUAAUCUUGUACUUUGAAUCCAGAGCAUUGUCUUUCUAUACCUUCUGAUACCCAAUUGACGUUACAUAAUACCAAUUUUCAUCAUGUUUGCAAGACAAACCCUCAGAGCGGCUCAGCCAUUGAGAAGCCAAUACCGUCGAUAUGCUACCGAAUCCUCCAGUGGCGGUGGAUCGAAUGCUGCCUUGUACGCCGGUCUCGCAGCUGCAGCAGGCGCUGGAGCAUACUACUUCUUGAACCAGGGAGAUAAUGCCGCAAAGGUCAAGGAUGCAGCAAAGGACGCAGAAGCUAAGGCAAAGGAGGCUGUUGGACAGGGUAAAGCUAAGGUCGAAGGAGCUGUUGGGAAAGCUGCUUUCACUGGUGGUGACCAAGGCUUCAUCAGUCUUAAGCUCGACAGCGUGGAGAAUAUCAACCACAACACCAAGAAAUUCAGAUUCGAGCUUCCUGAGAGUGACCAAGUCAGCGGCUUACAAGUCGCUUCUGCUCUUCUUACUAAGUAUAAGGGCCCAGAGAUGCAAAAGCCUGCGAUCCGUCCUUAUACCCCCACUAGUGACGAAAGUGAACAGGGAUUCAUCGAUCUUCUUGUAAAGAAGUACCCCAAUGGUGUCAUGUCCGAACACAUGCACGCCAUGGUUCCCGGACAAAGAUUGGACUUCAAGGGACCUAUCCCAAAAUACCCAUGGUCAGCAAACAAGCAUGACCACAUUGCUCUCAUUGCUGGAGGAACUGGAAUCACUCCAAUGUACCAACUCGCACGAGCCAUCUUCAACAACCCCGCCGAUAAGACAAAGGUUACAUUGGUAUUCGCAAACGUCACCGAAGAAGAUAUCUUAUUGAAGCGCGAAUUUGAAGAUCUUGAGAACACAUACCCACAACGAUUCAGAGCUUUCUACGUCUUGGAUAACCCGCCCAAGUCAUGGUCUGGCGGAAAAGGUUUCAUCGACAAGGAGCUCUUGAAGACUGUUCUUCCAGAACCUAAGACUGAGAAUGUUAAGGUCUUUGUCUGUGGUCCACCAGGAAUGUACAAGGCUAUCUCUGGUCCAAAGGUUUCUCCUUCGGAUCAGGGUGAGUUGGCUGGUGUCUUGAAGGAGUUGGGGUACUCGAAAGAACAAGUUUAUAAGUUUUAGAGGACUGCUAUCAUAAUUUAGACCUGUAAGAUAGAGAUACUUAUAGAUAGACAGACCGGAAUGAAAAACCACAUAUACCCGCAGCAA
This is a messenger RNA of Botrytis sinoallii, 1249 nucleotides long. RefSeq lists its product as uncharacterized. Gene Ontology annotation, biological process: ergosterol biosynthetic process. The transcript has 3 exons. The record is from RefSeq and is a predicted model, not a curated record. NCBI's taxonomy places the organism in Eukaryota, Fungi, Ascomycota, Leotiomycetes, Helotiales, Sclerotiniaceae. Bases 122 to 1162 code for a protein of 346 amino acids. Gene Ontology annotation, molecular function: cytochrome-b5 reductase activity, acting on NAD(P)H.